AUGCCUGUCACUUUUCACUCGUUUACGUCGACCAGCAGUGCCCCCGGCAGCCUGCGAAGCCAGCAACUUUUGACCCCCCCCACGUCGCACAAGAGCGCCGCAGACAUUCCCUUCAAAGCGGAAAAGGAUGACAACAUCAGUUUGAACAUGAAACGGAGUCGGAAUCAUCGGCAUGGAUGGCAAGAUACACGCUCUCGACGGACAACUACUGGUCACAAAAGGGGGGUCCGCGGGUGCAGAAACCAAGUAUCUGGCACCCGCCAUCACUCGCAUAACCUACGAAAGACCCAUUCUCUCCCAUCAGUCCAACCCCAAUUUGACCUUGGCACCGUCGAACUACUUCAGAGUCCCCAACGCAGAGCACGACGAUGGACGGUCCCCUCCAAAGCGUCUUCGACCCAGGGGCUUGCUACUCUUGUGCCAGUCGAUGACAGCGCAGGUACAACUGAUCCAUAUUCGGCAACCGGAUUCGAUUCAAAUCGAAGCCCAGCGAUGAUAACGCUUCGUCGUGCCACCACUACAAGGUCGCGAAGACGAACUUCGCUCACCUCUUUCCCGCCGCCCAAGUUCAGCCGGGAUAGCAGCGGAAUGCUCUCGAUGUUUUUGAAUUCGGUUACUCGAUACGACGAAGCCGUAGUCCAUGACAGUACAGAGGCAGAUUGGACUCAGCGAGUCACGCAGAAGCAGCGGACGGCAUCCACCGUAAGCAAAGACGACAUCCGGCAUUCGACCAGUGCCGCUGCUCCACCUGUCCAGACCGAAGUUGUCACGGUAGAACCACGGCUAUCGUAUUCCGGAUCAAAUCAGGCGGCCGAGUCCAUCCGCCGGUGCUCCACCCUCUACGUAUCGGACAGCACGGUGUAUGAGAUCAUUUGGGAUGAGAACUGCUCUUCGAGUAACUCUGAGGGAGAGGAUCCUAGAAUCCAUGGCCAAGCAUCGCUAUUUCAGAGUCGGGAUCUCAUCGGGGCAGAGACGUUGGAGAGACGGCUGUCGAAGGCGCUUUCGCAGUCAAGACGAGAUUCCCUGCAGGAAGGCAGCAGGAGAAAAACAAGCUAUGUGCCAAGCAGUGAAAUGUCUGUGCAAAGCAUUUGGACCAAUCCCAAGAUUGCUCGGCUUUUCCGCGAACCCGCUUCGGGGAGCCUACCUCGUUCCAAGUCCUCCAAGAGCAACAAGAUGAUGGUCACUUCGUCAACAGACAUGGACCUAGACCUGGCGCUCGCAGAUGGCCAUAAAAACGGAGCAUCUUCUGACGGUGUCGAGUUCUUUCCUCCGCUACGGAGUCGGGCCAACACAAGCGGAAGCGGGAACUUGGAGUCUCCGUCGAGCACGAGUGGAACGGAUAGUUGGAGCGCGGUUGAGCUACUAAGGCCGGUCGGCCGUGAUCCGCUUGAACAAGGCUCAGGAUCAGAUAUAGCAAGGAGUCGUUAUGGAGUUAUGAUCGGGAUCAGUUCGCACAUGAAGCGAAGGAGUGUAUCUGCUGAGGGGCAGCUUCAGAAUCAAUGGGCGAGGAGUAUAAAGUCUCGUAGCAGGAGAUCAAGUGAAGGGAAAGCAUCGGAUGACGAGACGAUUCCUCUUCUGGGGAUGACUUGA
Messenger RNA from Cladophialophora bantiana CBS 173.52, 1590 nucleotides. RefSeq lists its product as uncharacterized. Bases 1 to 1590 code for a protein of 529 amino acids. NCBI's taxonomy places the organism in Eukaryota, Fungi, Ascomycota, Eurotiomycetes, Chaetothyriales, Herpotrichiellaceae. The transcript has a single exon. The record is from RefSeq and is a predicted model, not a curated record.